UAUUAGCAUGAACAACUUUAUAUAACAAACGAAGGCAGUGUACUUGACUGAACGAACCGCACUACAGAAAUCAGCCGAAGUAUGUCGGCUGAAACUGAAGUCUCAAAAAGAGCGCGAUGUUUUUUUGACAUCACAAUCAGUAAUGUCCAAGUUGGCCGCAUUGUUUUCGAGCUAUUCAUGGACGCGUGUCCCAUUACAUGCGAGAAUUUCCGUGCUCUUUGUACGGGUGAAAAAGGCUCAACAGCUGAUGGGAAAAAGCCCUUACACUAUGCAGGGUGUAGAUUCCAUCGGAUUGUGAAGGGAUUUAUGAUUCAAGGCGGAGAUUUCACGCUGGGAAAUGGAAAAGGCGGAGAGUCAAUUUAUGGGUCAACAUUUUCAGACGAGAAUUUCAAGUUGAAACAUGACGAAGAGUUUUUACUCUCAAUGGCGAAUAAAGGCCCAAACACGAAUGGUUCACAGUUCUUCAUAACUACAGUUAAAUGUCCUCAUUUAGACAAUAAACAUACAGUUUUUGGAAGGGUAGUUUCAGGGCAGGAGAUUGUGAAGUUGAUUGAAAAUCAACCUGUAACUGAACAAGGUCACAAACCAACGACGGAGAUAGUUGUUGAGAAAUGCGGCGAGUUGGUGUUGCAGAAACGCAAUAAGAAAGAUAAAAAGGAGAAAAAAAGUAAGAAGGAGAAAAAGAAGAAAAAGAACAAGAAAAAAGAAUCCAAGAAAGAGAAAGAAGAAUCUGAAGCUGCCAGUGACGUCAGUGGAAAAGGAGGUGAGGAAAGUUCAAGUGACGAUGAGUCACCUAAGAAGAAAAUGAAACAGAUUGAAGAACUAACAAAGGAAAAGAAUCAGGAGGUUGAAAAGGAGAAAGUACCAGCUAUGGAAACGGUGGAGGAGCAAAUUGAUGAAGGAAUUGACAAGGAAGGCCCCGAAGAUGACGAGGGUCAGUUGGAAGAAACAGCCGAUGAUGCCAAUGUCACACCAGAAGCUGAAGUUGGCGAUGUUUUGGAUAUAGGCGUUUCCAAUCCAGAACAAAUGGAGCUGCAAGAAGCCUUAAAUGACGAACCGUCCUCAUCAAAGAAGCUGCCAGACAUCAUAUCAUCACACAAUUCGGACGAACCAUCACGCAGUCAAAAAGCACCAGUUGGCGAGCCAGAACAGUCAGAACCAACAGAGUAUUUCUGCUCCAUUGACCCCGAAGAAAUUCCAGCAGUGCCGGAGAAGAAAUUUUUGACCAGAGUAAAACCGGAAGAUGACAUGAAAAACACAGAUAAAGAUGCGGCUGAGGAGAAGGAUCCGAGAUCCAGAGGGAAAAGUCAGUCUAAUGAUUCAAGUCGGAGAGAGAAAAAGAAGGAAGGCGAAUGGAGAAUUGGAAAAGAUGGCAUGAAAAUCAAGGGUAGAGGAACUAUGCGCUUUAAUCCCUAUACUGACCGGGAACGAAGUGUAACUCCCCCUCAUUGGAAAAAUUCCUGGCCAAGAAACAGAUCUGACGACAGAGGAAGAGAUAAGAAAGAUAAUAAAGAAGAGACUGCUGAAAAGAAAGAUCGAUUAUCGGCUUUUGAAAGGUUAACCAUGGCUGCCCGAAAAGACAGGUCAGAACGUCCAGAAAUGACCCGAGAACCGAAAGCUUUCAGAAGUUCUGACAAAGGGUUUGAGAAGUUUUAUAGGCAAAAAGAGGAGGAAAGGAGAGAAAUGGUGAAAGUUAGAGCUGCUAAAAAACGACGAUCGAAGAGCGGGGAAGCAACUCGAGAAACUCAAGGUGAAGAAAAGUCGGAGGCAAUUGAAGAAAAGUUGAUGCAGACUUUAAGCGAGAGAAUCAAAACUGAAAUUAAAGAUGAACCAUUUGAUCAAAACAAUAGCAGGUCUGAGGAGCCGCGAAGAGAAGAUUUCAGACGAAGGCCAGUUAGUUUAAGGGAUCCGAUUCCGUUUAGACCCAUAUCGCCAAAAAGGCCUAAGCAGGAAUUUAUAGAUCCAGGGAUGGUUAGAAGUCACGGGUUGAUGGAUCCGAGCGAACGUACAAGGAGACUUCCUUCACAUAGAGAUGACGCGAGGCCUAGAUCGAGGAGUCCAGAAGAAUUGAGACAUCCGAUGUCUGGUAGAACAGACAUCGACCGCAGUUCAAGAAAACGAAGAGAAAGAGACAAUCGCUCGCCUGAAGCUAGAAGCAAACAAAGGCCGACGGAAGAACCCAACAGUGGUUUAAAAGGAGAUGUUGACAUGUCUUGGCAUAUUGACAAGAGUAUAUCAGAAAGGUUCAAAGCUAUUGCAAAUUAUUCUAUAACUGAGGAAGUCUUGGAUACUAGAAGCAUUAUCGAGAAGACCUCGAGAGUAGAAGCAGUUGACGCUAAUAGGAAUAAAGAUGAAGGAAAAGUAGACAUUCGCAGCAGCAAGCGCAGUAGAGAGCGAAAGGAACGUUCAAAAAGUCGAGACAGAAAAGAAAAAAGAAGAUCCCCGAAUGUAGUUGAAAAAUCAAAAAGCGCAAGAGCUGUUGAAAAGAUUGAGCCAAGCAAAACUGAAUCGAAACAUACAUCAAGCAAGCGAGAAAAAUCAGAUAAAGAUGCCAGUAAGACUAGCAAAGAUACGGAGUUGCGUGUACAUUCCAAAAAUAAUGACGACAAAAUCAAAGAACCAGUACGCGAAAGAAAUAGAAGCAAAAGCAAAAGUCCUCGCAAUAAAGACAAAAAAGCUAAAUCCAGAAGUCGAAGUAGAAAUAAAAGCCCAAAAAUGCAAGAAUCUAGUCGUUCCCCCGUAAAAAGAGCAAAUAGAAGUCGCAGUCGUGCGAAGCCGAGAAGGAAAGAUUUGUCGCCUCGUGGUCGUGAAAAGAAAGAAACGAGGUCGAAUCGAAGUCGCUCGCGGGACAGAAAAGGAAAAGAAUCGCAACGCAAUGAUUCAAAAAGAGACAAGGGGAAAGGAGAUAGAAAGAGAGAGAAGAGUUCGAGUCCUGAAGACUUGUUCGGUUUAUCAAAAUUGGUUUAAAAUGUAAUUUGUUGUUGUUGAUUGUCUUUUGUCAGAAAUAUUAAGUUAACACAAUGCCCCUGAAAAUUUCGAUUGCUAAAGCCAUACGAAUAUAAGUAAGCUCUCAAUGUU
Molecule: messenger RNA, 3078 nt
Organism: Symsagittifera roscoffensis
Lineage: Eukaryota; Metazoa; Xenacoelomorpha; Acoela; Convolutidae
Product: peptidyl-prolyl cis-trans isomerase G-like
Exons: 4
Coding region: 82-2967 (961 amino acids)
Biological process (GO): protein folding; protein peptidyl-prolyl isomerization
Cellular component (GO): intracellular membrane-bounded organelle
Molecular function (GO): peptidyl-prolyl cis-trans isomerase activity
Source: RefSeq, a predicted model, not a curated record